AUGUUGUUUUCUGCCUUCAACAACAACAAAUCGAACAAAAAGCAAACAAUGUUGGCAAACAUUGCGGCUCUCUCCAUUGUUGUUUUACAAUUACUUGGGCAGUUAAACGUCACUGUAGCAAACAACAAUGUCGGCCUAGGAAAUCACAUUCUGCAAGAAGGAAAGGUGAAGCUUGCCGCAGGCUCGAGGGUUGUUACCAAUAAAGAAGGCUUUGAGAACAUGACGAUUUCUGCUAAUGCUUGCAAUGUUAGUUUUGAUAAGUGGGGAAAUAUUUUUCUACCCUACGAGAAUCAAGGGACGGCAAAGGACAAAGGUUGUACGGUGGAUCUUCUAACCGAUAAGGUGGACGAGAUUGUUUUACAAUCUGGCUUGCUUAAUCGUGUAGGGCUUGGUUAUUGUUUGAAAGAUGAAGGCGUCAAUUCGAAUGUACUACCUUUUGCCUACAGUCUGACAAAUGAACAAGUCGAGAAAUUUCACAACGGCCCGCUCUUUGCUAACGGUUCAUGCUAUAGUUGUGCGGAGGGUUGUGUCAAGAAGACUGGUCUAGAAGUUAGAUGGGUAAUGGAUGAGGGUCGAGACAAAGGCGGAUAUGCUGAAUAUGCUGUGCUUAAUGUAAAUCCAAUUGCCACAAAAAUGGUUUAUUAUGUUGGCAAAAAAUGGGACAUGAGAAACAAAUAUGUGCAAUGGUUAUCCGACAUAACAAUCAACAAAACGGAUCCCAAAUUUCACAUCAAAUCUGCAAAAAGAGAGAAAGACACGUUUGCUCAAUCAUAUACUAGUAUCUGCCUAAAUACCUCCAAAGAAGACAUUCUCUCGCCCUCAACAUGGGAAAUUGUUGGUACGAGUCCAGAGCCAAAAAUGAAUCGGCUGUUGGUUUUUCAUCUCCUUCCACAAACGGCAUCGCGGCAGAGGAUGUUAGUAAAAAGUAAUCUUACUCAGUUACCGGAAUAUGCUGUGGUAAAAGAACAUCCAGAAGGGCCCAUAUGCGAUGAAAUUGUGAUUAUAUUUCCUGGGAGUAACUACAGAUUGUUGGCAACUCCAGUCACUUCGGCACCGAAAGAUCCAACAGAUGGAAACACAACUGUAUUCAAUGUUGGUCUUAGGGAUCACACUCUUCAAGACGGAAAGGUGGUACUUGCUAAAGGAUCUAUGGUAGCCAAAAAAGAAGACGUUGAGCAAUACAAGUCGAUUUCUGCGGAUGCUUGCGAUGUUGAUUUUAAUGAGGAGGGGAAUAUCGUUAUCCACUACAAAAAUCGAGGGACGACAAAGGAUAAGGGUUGUACGGUGGAUCUUCUAACCGAUAAGAAGAACGAGAUUGUUUUCUGGACUGGUAUGCAGAAUCAAGGAGGACUUGAUGGUUGUAUGAGAGAGGGUGACAUCAAUUCGAAUGUACUACCUUUUGCCUACAGUCUCACAAAUGAGGAAGUCAAGAAAUUCCAAAACGGCCCGCUUUUUGUUAAAGGUCCAUGCCGUUGUAAUGAGGGAUGUGUCGAAAAGACGGGGCUAGAAGUUAGAUGGGCAUAUGAUGAAGAUCAAGGCAAAGAAAAUGUUGGGCUUUAUGCAAAUCCAAUUGGUACGAAAUUGAUUUACUAUCUUCGUAAAGAAUGGAACUUGAAUAAGACAGGUGUGUACUUUGAUGUCAUAAUCAAUCAAACAGUUCCUAAAUUUCGUAUCAAACAGUUCCGAUAUAUCACAGUGAAUUUGAAAACUGUUCCUCACAUAGAAUUUUCAAAGAAAUACAAUACUCAACCAUCUAGCUGCAGCAAUAACCUCGAACAAAACAUUCUCUCGCCCUCAACAUGGGAAAUUGUUGGUACUAGUCCAGAGCCAAAAAUGAACCGUUUGCUGGUUUUUCAUCUUCUUCCACAAAAGUCAUCGCGAAAGAGGGUGUUGUUGGAAAAUACUUUUUCUGGAAAACCGGAAUAUGUUGUGGUAAAAGAACAUCCAGAUGGGCCCAAAUGCGAUGAGAUGCUGAUCAUAUUUUCUAGAGAUAACUACAGAUUGUUGACUACUCCAACAUCUUCUAUCACUUCAACGCCGAAACCAACUCAAAAGGAAAGGAAGAGUUCAGUUAAUAGAGAACAUACAUCUCCAACAUCAACUUCUACUAGCGAUAAUGACAUAACAACCUCACUGUCUGAGAGCACACCAGAAAUUCCUGAAACUUCGAAAACUGCACCUCCUUUGACAUCUGCACCUCCUUUGAAAAAAAGGACAACUACAAUAACAUCUACUUCAAUAACAAUGACUACUACCACCAAAGGCUCUUCAGGCUUACUGUUUUUUGCUGUGAUUAUCGUUGUUAUUCUGAUUGUCAUCGGCAUUGGAAUUGCUGCUUACUUCUUCGUCAUUAUGGAGAGCUUUGACAAGGAGGAGAAUGAUGCUGAGGCAGGUUAUGGGACUAAGGUAGAUGCCACAGGAGAAGUUCAAAACAAGGAUAAUGUCACAGGAGAAGAUCAAAACAAGGAUAAUGUCAAAGGAGAAGAUCAAAAGAAGGAAGAUACAGAAGAAGAAAAUCAAAAGAAGGAAUAUGGUGAAUUAGAAGAAAAGAAGGAAGAUCUCACGGGAGAUAAUCAAAGGGCGGAUGAAGUCGCUAAAGACGAUAAUAAAGCAAAAGAGAAGAUAGAGGUGACUGCAAAGACGGCUGCACCAACAACUGAAAGCCAAACUAAAGAAGAGCAGGCGAGUGCCGAAGAUAAGAAUAAAGAAGAGGGAGAGGAAAAGAAAGUCGAAACUCAAGAAGAUGAGUGAGAUUUUUAAGAAAACAAGAGAUACACAUAUGUCUAAAAUGUAAUUAUGUAUGUACCUAUAUAAUUUUAUCAAUAUAUGUAUAAUAAUCAUGGG
Meloidogyne enterolobii is the source of this 2844-nucleotide messenger RNA. The record is from the annotation of a GenBank genome assembly. Lineage: Eukaryota; Metazoa; Nematoda; Chromadorea; Rhabditida; Meloidogynidae.